AUGGCUUUUCGGCAAGAUGGCGUGCAACGCUCUCCCACGUUCUUCGUCGGUGCUGAGAAACAGAAGCGAGACUUAGAUGCUUUCCAGCGACGGGAGCAACAGCUAGCAGAAGUCUACCACAAGAACAAGCCGUUGUGUUUCAAUUCUUGUGCAUUCCAGAAGACGCAUCCAAUCAAAGCAAGAUCUGGACACCGUGAUGCUGAUGCCACAUUGGUGUCGCCAAUGGUUGUUGGCGUGGCUGAUGGAGUCUCCCAGAUCGAAGAGUACGGGAUCGACUCCUCCCAACUGCCCACUGAGUUGCUCCGACAGUGUGAAGACAUGGCAUUCCAGCAGCUUGUGCCUGGAUGCGGAGCACGCGAGCCCUACCAUGGCCCAAUUCCAUUGGUCCGGGAAGCUUUCCGCAGUACAGAUUGCUUGGGAUCUACAACGUUGGUCCUGGCUUUGCUGGACAACUCCACGAAGAUCCAUGGCAAGCUGCACCCCAUGAUUGCAGUCAUCUCUGUCGGCGACUGCGAGCUAGUCAUCCUGCGACGAUUGCAGGGACGUUCUGGCCCUUUGGAACUCGUCUUCCACACCGAAAUGCAGCGAGUAGACGGCCAUUGUCAAACGCCUUUGCAGCUGGCCCGCGUAGAUGACCGAAUCGAUCCAAAUUUCGAUGACAGCAUCACCGUGGAAGUCAUUGAGCGCGGAAGUGCCGUGCACUGUGUCUCUGCCUACGAAGGUGACAUUGUCCUGGUUGGCUCAGAUGGAGUCUUCGAUAACCUUUUUCUAGAUGAAGUAUCGGCGAUUGCAAAUGCCGUACUGUUACCAGGCACUCAGCUGCCGAUUCACUCCUCGCAGCUUACACUUCUUGCAACGCGCAUCGUGCAGGCUGCUCAUCAGAAGACAGAGAUGAGAGCCGGAGGCUUUCUGGCAGAGGCACCGAUCGGCAAAGGAGGCAAAAUGGAUGACACCUCAUGUGUGGUGGCAGAGAUUAUCGAGUGGACCGAAGCUCACCAGAAACUGUAUGCCCGCGAGUCCGAGCCGCUGAACUGGAUGAACUUCUGGAGCUGCCGUGUUGGCUGCGAUGGGGACGACGAGCUUAUGGAGUACGAGGGUGAAAUGACCCCACCCGGACUUCAUGGAAGACGCGGAAGGCGAACCUUGGCUGGGCAACAGCAACGAAAGAAACGUGCCGGAGGCUUUGGCUUGAUGCCAGGAAUGCCCAAUCUCAUGGAGUUCUCCGGUGCUGGCACCUUGGGGAUGUCAGUUCCACAGGGUCUGCAGGGCCUUCCGAACCUGCAAGGAUUGCAAGGGCUUCAAGGUCUGCAAGGUCUACCCAACCUGCAAUCCUUGGGUUUGGCUGGGAAUCCGGCCUGGGCCGCUGCAUUUGUUCAACAGCCGCAGGUCCCCGCGCGCAAUAUGGGUGGGAUGCCCAACGCCGGAACCGGACCCGCAGGCGGACCUUCCAACCCAAACUUCGGAAUGCUGCCUGGCUAUAUGGAGCUGGGCGACAACUUGCGUGGCUUGCCGGGUGCCGCUGGGGGACAGCAGGGAUCUUACAAGGGAGGUUUGGCGGGAGCAGGCCAAGGAGGCUUCAUGGGCUGA
This is a messenger RNA of Symbiodinium natans, 1587 nucleotides long. The record is from the annotation of a GenBank genome assembly. Lineage: Eukaryota; Dinophyceae; Suessiales; Symbiodiniaceae.